Molecule: messenger RNA, 2603 nt
Organism: Echinops telfairi (small Madagascar hedgehog)
Lineage: Eukaryota; Metazoa; Chordata; Mammalia; Afrosoricida; Tenrecidae
Gene: EXOC3L4
Product: exocyst complex component 3 like 4
Exons: 12
Coding region: 118-2298 (726 amino acids)
Biological process (GO): exocyst localization; exocytosis
Cellular component (GO): exocyst
Molecular function (GO): SNARE binding
Source: RefSeq, a predicted model, not a curated record
AGGGGCCCCCACUGGGUCUGCUUGGGGACAUAGUGCCCGCCCAUUCAGCAGGACUGGGUACACCCCGCUCCCCGUUUCCUGAGCCUCCUUCUUGCCCCCAGCUCCCCUGCUGCCAAGAUGCCAUCACCAGGCACAGUGACCCCAGGACCGGGCCUGGGCAGCCCGAAGGAGCAAGGCCAGCAGCAGGCCCCAGGGCAGGUGGUCCAGAGGAGGGUGAGCAGCGGGGACAUGCCCAGCACCCACUACAGUGACGAGGCUGCACAGCCUGGCUGGGGCACCUUGUGGCGGUCCUUAUCCCGGGCGAGCCAGCGGGCCCGGGGCCCUGAGGGUGUGCUCAGGCGCAGCGCGAGACUCAUGUACCGGUCCCUGCGGAGAUCCCCAGAGAAGGGCAUGGCUGCCGACUCAGCUCACACGGCCACUGUGACCUCGAAGACCAAGCGCCCGGAGGCACCCUUGAGGGACAAGGAUGGUGUCAGCCAGCAGGCAUCCACUGGGGGACCUGAGGAUAUGGUAGCCGAAGCAGAAGGCAAGUCCGUGGCGGACCUCAUCACGGAGCGGCAGCUGCUGGCGGCCUUCACCCAAUUACAGGACCUGGAGACAAAGCUGGUGGCCGAGAAGACCUCGCGCGCCUACCAGCAGGACCCCACUGCCUUUGCGCGCCGCGCCAUGGACGUGUGUCUCCACUACGACUGUCUGGCCGCCGAGAUCGGCGCCAUGGUGCGCGAGACGCUGAGCCCGUCAGGGGUGGACACUGCUGCGCUAACCGAACUGGCCCGCGUGGUGCGUGCCGAGGAGGAGGCCCACCCGGCGCCCCCUGAGGACGGUGACUUCCUGCGCACGCCGCGCCGCUGGCGCCAGCACUGGGAAGACGCGGUGCGGCAGAGCGUGCAGGAGCGCGUGCGGCGGGCCAGCUCCGGGGAGGCCCCGCAGGACGACCAGCGCUCGCCUGGCCUGGCUCACCUUCUGGCCGCACUGGGCGGCCUGGUCCGUGGCGAUCUGCAGAAGGUGCGGCUGGAGGUGCAGCCUGCCUACGCGGCUGCCGGUUUCUCCGCCUGGGAGAUCUACCUGCAGGCUUUCCACGGCGCGGUGGCCCAGCGCCUCCAGGAGCUGGCACAAGAGGCCCGUGGCUGCGAACAGCUCUAUGUCCUGCUGGACUGGGCUGCCAAUGUCUACCGAAGCCCUGACUUCCUGGGUGCCCCGGACUUGGCGCUGCCCGCUGAGCCGCUGCCCCCACUGCUGGCGCCUGAGGUGUGGGCCGGGUUGGAGAAUGACUACACCAGAUUCCUAGAGACCAAGAUCGACAGCUGCUUCAACAGCAUCCUGCAGCUGGAGCGGAGGCGCUGGGCAGCUGCAGAGGCCCCUGAGGUGCUGCAGGGUCGCUACCACGCACCGCUCUCCAUCGAUGUGCACAUGCUCGUGGGUGAGCACGUGAAGGCGGCCCGGGCCAUCUCGACGGAGCUGGAGGCCACCACUUUGAGGAUCUGUGCGCAGGCCCUCGGCCUCUUCGUGCCCAGGUUUGAAAAGGCUUUUCUGGAGUCGGAGGGUGUGAGCGUGCCGCACCUGGGCGCCUACAUCAACGCUUUCGAGGAGCUCAGGACCAACCUUCUGGCCAGGUUCCCAGGCACCUUUGAGGAGCUGGAAAAGCCCCUGACCAGGACCACAUCCACAUUCCAGAAGCACCUGCUGGAGAGUUUGCAGAGUGAUGUGCAGCCACUCUUCAGGUUACUGUGCACCAGGGCCUGGCUGACCCAGGACGCGCUCCAGCCCCUCAUGGACAAGGUGGUAGCCUUUGCCCGCCAACUUGAGCUGGUGGCUCCCCCUCGGGGACAGGAGGUCUUGCACGAGGCACACCGAUAUGUGGUCCGGGAGUACCUGGUGCAGGCCCUGAGGCCGCGCGAGCGUUUUCGGGGCGCAGAGCGUGUGACUGGCUCCCAGAAGAUGAACCUAGAGGCCCAGGCCAUUGGUGACACCUUCCAGGGCCUGGGCUCAGAGGCCUCGUGGCUGGACCAGGCCAUCUCAGGCGUGUCUGAGAUCCUAGGUGAAACAAACAAGGACCGCAUCCAGCAGCACUUGGAGGAGCUAAUCCGGAGCUACCAGGACAUCAGGCAGGAGCAUGUGCUGGCCGUGUUGUCGCUGCGCCGACUGGGCCGCCGCCGGAACCAGCGCUUGCUGCAGCACACUCAGGAUCUGUUGAGGGCUGCCGCCAAGGCCGGGAGCUCGGGGGACACCGGGGGGCGCGUACUCUUCGAAGAGAUCGAAGUGCCCACCUCCAUGGACGUGCUGGUCACCUGCAUCUAAGGCUGAGCCCACGGCUGGGGUUGGGUCUUGUGGAGGAGGGCCAGCUUGGAGCCUGGAGAGGCCGGCACUCCUGGCCCUGGCCCUGGCCCCAAUCCAGAAGCCCCUGGUCAUGGAAUUUUCCCCUCCGCCGCGCCGCGCAUGCCUGCUUUUCCGGAAGGAACCCAGGGGAUGCGGCGGCCGUGGCAUUUGUGGGGGAGGAUUGAGGAGACUGGCGUUGCCCACUGCUCACCCAGAGGCCCUCCCCGCCUCCCCCAGCCCAGGGGGAUGAGCCAGAGUAUUUAUUUUAAAAUUCAAAACGAAUUAAA